This is a messenger RNA of Rhinichthys klamathensis goyatoka, 1374 nucleotides long. RefSeq names its product cytokine induced apoptosis inhibitor 1 (gene ciapin1). The transcript has 9 exons. NCBI's taxonomy places the organism in Eukaryota, Metazoa, Chordata, Actinopteri, Cypriniformes, Leuciscidae. The record is from RefSeq and is a predicted model, not a curated record. Gene Ontology annotation, molecular function: iron-sulfur cluster binding. Gene Ontology annotation, biological process: iron-sulfur cluster assembly. Gene Ontology annotation, cellular component: cytoplasm. The coding region runs from base 67 to 1002 and encodes 311 amino acids.
AUAACAACUUGCGACGUCCAUCGUGACCGGUGUUUUAAAAACAUUUUUUGACGCGAUAAACAGGUGAUGGCAGACCUUGGACUGAAGGAGGGGAACAGGGUGCUGCUGAUAUGGACUCAGCCAUCAUCUCCCUCUGCACUCAAGGAGUUAGCUGAAACUAUUGGCUCUAUUGUUGGUAACCAGAGUCUGGUGUCUUUGGAGAACAUGGAGAGACUACAACUUUCUUCUAAUGCAGCUUCAAGUUAUGACUGGGUUCUCUCAGGCCUUCUGGCUGAUAGCUCACCAAUCCACAGUUCUGAAAUGCUGGCUGAGAUCGCCAGAGUGAUGAAACCUGGAGGGAAACUUGUGCUAGAAGAGCCAGUAACAGGUUCUGAAGACAGUAGUGUGAGGACCGCUGGGAAACUGAUGUCAGCUCUUAAACUGUGUGGAUUAAUGUCUGUCACAGAGGUGAAGAUGGAGCCGCUGAGCCCAGAAGCAGCCGCAGCUCUGAGAGAGCGCUCAGGGUUCCAGGGAAACACGCUUUCAAGGGUGCGAAUGUCAGCAUCUAAACCUAACUUUGAGGUCGGAUCCUCGACGCAACUGAAACUUUCCUUUGGCAAGAAAACAACUACGACAGAGAAACCCGCUCUUGAUCCAAACACUGCACAAAAGUGGACUCUAUCUGCCAAUGAUAUUGAUGACGAUGAUGUGGAUUUGGUGGAUUCAGAUGCACUUUUAGAUGCUGAUGAUCUGAAGAAGCCUGACCCGUCCUCCCUCAAGGCUUCCUGUGGAGAUGACUCCAAAAAGAAGAAAAAAGCCUGCAAAAACUGCACUUGUGGUCUUGCUGAUGAAUUGGAACAGGAGAGUAAAGCCGCUCAGAAAGCCAGCCAGCCCAAAUCAGCCUGUGGAAGUUGUUAUCUGGGCGAUGCCUUCCGAUGUGCCAGCUGUCCAUAUAUAGGCAUGCCUGCCUUCAAACCUGGAGAGAAGGUUCUGCUGGCCAACACUGAUAUAGCCGAUGCAUAGACACUAGAUAAUUGAGACAUUAUUACAUUCCGUUAUGAUUCUGCAACAUCAAGGCCCAGAUUACAUUUCCAUCUGUGUAAUCAACAGGGACACCGUUCACAGAGUGUCAUUUCUGUCAAUUGAAUGGUUCGGUUGUAAACAUCUCUUACCAUCAGAUUUGUAGUAUUUAAAUAUGUCAAAUAGUAUUCACAGAGAUCACUGUGUUGAAAAUAUGAAUCUCUGGAUGAUAUCGCAUCUUCAUGUAUAAGCAAAGAAAGUCUGUUUUGAGUAAAAUUUGUUUUAUUUGAAAAUCCAAAGCAGUUUGCCUUCUGUAUAGUGUAAUGUGAUUAUUUUAAGCUAAACUGAUAUGCUUAAUAAAAUUUGUUAAAAUAA